Messenger RNA from Chiloscyllium plagiosum (whitespotted bambooshark), 828 nucleotides. NCBI's taxonomy places the organism in Eukaryota, Metazoa, Chordata, Chondrichthyes, Orectolobiformes, Hemiscylliidae. The record is from RefSeq and is a predicted model, not a curated record.
AUGGAAUGCAGAGGACUGGGGAAAUUGUCUUCCAAGGUGGAGGAUAGUGUGUUUUGGGAGGAGGAAGCUGACGUGUCCAGUAAGGAGCUCAGCUGUGAUUGGUGCUACAAGCCAGAUAGAACCUCAUUGACACCUGUUCUACUAGGAGAGCACAGAAGGAGAAGUUGGUGUCCUGGUAAAUGGGACAGUGCAGAAGAGAGAUAUUCUCUUCCCUCAGGACAGCCAGAGAAGACUGUAACUAGAUCAUGCCAGCCUGGACUGAGAUUGCCACUUAUAUCAGUACAACCUCCAUGGUCUGGGGGAACACUCAGGAAUGCUGCAAGGUCAAGGACUUUGUCAAGGUCUGUUUGCAGUACUGUAUCAGGCCUUGUGGAAGUACACGUAUAUCACAUCAAUCUUUCCGCUCCAAGAAACUCCAGCAAGAUGGAUAAGUGUAUGGAUAAACCAGGCCCACGGCUCGACAGCAGAACAGAAAUCUGCUUUGUGAACUGUGUGGAAUGCUUUAUCGACACCAGCCAGUUCAUUCUCAAUCAACUGGAACAGACACAAAAAAGCAGGAUGUCACCAGAGGGUCUGAGUGAGCAGGAGUAUACUGCAGCACAAAAGACUUGCCUUAACGCGUGACGGAGUGCAUGUCAGGCACAGUGCAGAAUGGGCAUGCAGCAUUGCUGGGGCACAGCUCUAAGGGGCCUGCUAGCCCCUGACUGCUCUUGGAAGGAUCUUAUCUUGGGCUACUAUGUCCUUGAUUCUGAGCCUCCAGUACGAUCGUUUUACCAUCCAGAAAUAAAGCACAGUGGUAUUUUUAAAACAAACAUGCACUCAGUACAA